This is a messenger RNA of Salvia splendens (bonfire salvia), 1167 nucleotides long. Its product is annotated as protein FAR1-RELATED SEQUENCE 5-like. The record is from RefSeq and is a predicted model, not a curated record. The transcript is spliced from 3 exons. Lineage: Eukaryota; Viridiplantae; Streptophyta; Magnoliopsida; Lamiales; Lamiaceae. Bases 1 to 1167 code for a protein of 388 amino acids.
AUGAAGCCUGUUGUAGGUCAGAAAUUCCAAUCAUUGGAUUUCGCUUUUGCUUUCUACGACGUAUAUGCCCGUGCAGUUGGUUUUGAUACGCGCAAACAAGUUAUGAGGAAGGUUGAUGAUGUCACGACCUGGUAUCAAGUUGUAUGCAAUAGGGAAGGAAGGAAAAAGGGUGGUGAGGAUGACCAGUUGAAUGCUCGUUCUGGUUUCACUAUCAAGCGUAGGAAGUUAUCUAAGCGGUGUGGUUGCACAGCUAGUAUAUCCUUCAGGGAGAAUAUAGGACCCACGCUUACAUUUAAGGUAUUGAAGGAGAUUCUUGGUGGGUUCGAACUGGCUGGUUGCACGGUUGGGGAUAUCAGGAAUGCCUCACGGGACAUCAAAGAAUAUGCACAAGGAUUUGAUGUACAAAUGGUGUUGGAUGAUAUGGCUAAGAAGAAGGAGAUGUCCGAGGCUUUCACCUAUCACUACGAAGUUAACGAAUCUGACCAGUUGGUUGCUCUGUUUUGGUGCGACGGUGUGAUGAAGAGAAAUUACCACAUGUUUGGUGAUAUUGUGUCCUUCGACUCCACGUACAACACAAACAGGUACUGUAUGAUCUUCACUCCUUUCACUGGAAAGGAUAAUCAUGGUAGUCCUGUGACAUUUGCGGCGGGGUUGGUUUUCAGCGAGAAAACAGGGGCAUUUGCUUGGUUGUUCAGACAUUUUGUACAUUGUAUGGGUGUAGCACCCAGGAUGAUUGUGACCGAUCAAGAUUUGGGUAUGCGAUCAGCGAUUGAAGAGGUCCUAGUCGGCACACGUCACCGUUGGUGUAUGUGGCAUAUAAUGCAUAAAUUGGCAGUCAAGGUACCAAACAGAUUAUUGCGGGACGACCAUUUCAAAAAGGAGUUUAAUGCUUGUGUUUGGUCGGACCUAUUAGAGCCGGACGAAUUCGAGGAGGAGUGGAAUAGAUUGGUCAUACAUCAUCAGCUGGAUGACGUCGAAUGGUUCAAAACAUUGUAUACAUAUAGGAAGUACUGGAUACCGGCGUACUUCAGGGAUUUUCCGAUGGGAUCGAUGAUUCGGACUACGUCCAUAUCUGAAUCAGAGAACAGUUUCUACAAAACUUUUCUGAAGCCCCGAGCAAACAUAGCCGAAUUCUACCUGAAUUUCAACCACGCUAUAGAAUUCUAG